UUGCACUUUGUUUAAUUGCUCGCAGUAUUUUUUUUAAUUUCGUCUUGAAAACGUCGCAACGCAGCCUGUUCAAUACAUAGAAAUGCAGAACUACGGCGUUGGAGCCGCUUCUCCAGCGAUCAAGCGCCGUACGGAUAGCUAUCAGGCUGCACAAAGCCAUCCACAAUCACCAAGCAGUGGUGAAAACUCCCGUUGCGAGAGUGACGAUGAGUAUGUGAACACCAGGAUACUCCGAAGGCAGAUGGAGCUGCAAUCAACGCCUGUGGUGGCCGUAGCACCAACGGCAACAACAGCUAUGGGACAUGUGGAACAACCGGAGUUCCCAGGAGCCACAUCCUCAGCAGCUAGUUACAAUGAGGAGCGAAUGCGUCGUAAACUACAGUUCUUCUUUAUGAAUCCCAUAGAGAAGUGGCAGGCGCGACGCAAGUUUCCGUACAAGUUUGUAGUACAGAUUGUUAAAAUAGUACUGGUGACGAUGCAGCUCUGUUUGUUUGCGCACACGCGGUACAAUCAUAUUAACUAUACCUGGGAUAACCGCAUCGCCUUCUCGCAUUUGUUUUUGCAAGGCUGGGACUCGUCGCGUGAGGUUGAAAGUUAUCCACCUGCUGUAGGACCAUUUGCCUUGUACAAAAAGAGCGAAUUCUUUAGCACUGUACAGUAUGCGCUCGAGGGAUACGACAAUGUUAGCUGCUCCAUUGGACCAUACUUUUAUCCAACACACAAUAACACAAUGCCGCCGUUGAAGCUGUGCAUGCAAAACUAUCGUGAAGGCACUAUAUUUGGCUUCAACGAGUCCUAUAUCUUCGAUCCACACAUCGAUGAGGUCUGCGAGCCGCUGAAUAAAAGCGUUGUGAAUAUUGGUGUGGAACAGUACUUAAAGGAUCGCGGUGUGGAGGUUAAUUUUGCGUCGCUGGUAACAGCCGAGUUAACGUUCAAGAUUAAAACGGUUAAUUUCAAAUCUAACGGUGGACCUUUGUCCGCGCCAGAUUGCUUUAAAUUCGAUAUAUCAAUACUGUUCAAUAACCGGGAUCACGAUGGUCAAAUGCUGUUAUCUCUGGAUGCGGAAGCCACACGCCUAAAAUGUAAAGGAGACACAGAUUUUAUUUCAGAAGCCCGUUUUGAUGCCAUACUUAGAAGCUUUCUUAAUAUAUUUGUAUUGCUGACCUGUAUCUUGUCUUUUGCGCUCUGCACGCGCGCUCUUUGGAGAGCGUACUUAUUGAGAUGUACGACAGUUAACUUUUUCCGCUCAUUCUUUGGCAAGGAGUUGAGCUUUGAUGGACGCCUGGAAUUUGUUAAUUUUUGGUACAUUAUGAUAAUAUUUAAUGACCUUUUGCUAAUCAUUGGAUCAGCGUUGAAGGAGCAAAUCGAGGGACGUUAUAUGGUUGUGGAUCAAUGGGAUACCUGCUCCAUAUUUCUGGGCAUUGGCAACAUGCUUGUCUGGUUUGGUGUAUUGCGGUAUUUGGGUUUUUUCAAGACGUACAAUGUUGUGAUAUUAACCCUUAAAAAGGCCGCACCAAAGAUUCUACGAUUUUUGAUUGCUGCGCUGCUGAUCUAUGCUGGCUUUGUAUUCUGCGGCUGGCUCAUACUGGGCCCCUAUCACAUGAAGUUCCGUUCGUUAGCCACAACAUCAGAAUGUUUGUUCUCACUUAUCAAUGGCGAUGACAUGUUUGCCACAUUCGCAACACUAUCCAACAAGGCAGCUUGGCUCUGGUGGUUCUGUCAGAUCUAUUUGUACUCCUUCAUCUCGUUGUACAUCUACGUGGUGCUGUCACUCUUCAUUGCUGUCAUAAUGGAUGCCUACGAUACGAUUAAAAAGUAUUAUAAGGAAGGAUUUCCCGUCUCAGAUCUCAAAGCAUUUGUUGGUACGCGCACCCUAGAAGACAUCAGCUCGGGCGUAUUUAUGAACGAUUUGGAUGACUUUGAGCAGACCAAGUUUAUGGACGUGCUGAGGUCAGUCUUCUUCUGUUGUUGCAAAGGACGCCGUUCGGAGCCAGCGCAAGGCAACAGCGGAUAUACAACGCUAUCGAGUAUAAUGAAGUGAUUGUGAUGCGCCAAAGUAUUUAUCAAUGUUUGUUGAAAUUGUUGUUAUAUUGUUAUUCAUAUUGCACUUAUACCAAAGAUAAGUGGACAAAUAGCGCUUGAUCUGAGAGAUGUACCCCAUUGUACGUAAUGCUUGCGAAUUUUUUCAAUUCUCAAGCAAGUUGAUUUACACACACAAAAAACUUUCAAUAACAAGGGCGCGCAGCGAUCAAUUAUCGCUAUGUGAAACACCACACAAUUGAUAAAAAAUAUGUGG
Molecule: messenger RNA, 2296 nt
Organism: Drosophila busckii
Lineage: Eukaryota; Metazoa; Arthropoda; Insecta; Diptera; Drosophilidae
Product: mucolipin-3
Exons: 3
Coding region: 83-2041 (652 amino acids)
Cellular component (GO): lysosomal membrane; plasma membrane
Molecular function (GO): NAADP-sensitive calcium-release channel activity
Source: RefSeq, a predicted model, not a curated record